Molecule: messenger RNA, 1525 nt
Organism: Marmota monax (woodchuck)
Lineage: Eukaryota; Metazoa; Chordata; Mammalia; Rodentia; Sciuridae
Gene: Trex1
Product: three prime repair exonuclease 1
Exons: 2
Coding region: 540-1484 (314 amino acids)
Biological process (GO): DNA catabolic process
Cellular component (GO): cytoplasm
Molecular function (GO): 3'-5'-DNA exonuclease activity; nucleic acid binding
Source: RefSeq, a predicted model, not a curated record
GAGGAAAGCCCUGGCCUGUUGGUGGAAUUGUCCUGAGUCAUUGCUUUGGCUGGGGCCGUGGGGAGAAACCAUUGUGUGGCAGAUAGGAGGCUGCCCUAGGCCAGAACUAAACCUGGGAAAGUAGGCCAAGGACUAGGCACAAAAGGGCCAUGGCAGGGGCUCACAGCAUUGCUUGAGACCUGGAACUAGCCUGGCACCUGGAGAUAGCUGAGGCAGCUGUUUUCUCUGUGGGCUCUCAGCAGCAUGAGGGCCCCCCCCUCCCCGUGCACAGUGUCAGCCAGCAGGCCCACAGCUGUGGAUCUGAGCAGACCUUCUGGGAUGCCUGGGGAGGGAGGGGUUUUAGCAAAAGAGGCACAGACUAGGCAAGCUGAUGAGCAGGGCGGGCCUUGCUCACGAGGCAGGCUCGCAGGCGGGCCCAAACCCAGCUUCACUUCCCGCCACUGCUGCCAACAGCAGGGCCAGCAAGAGUGUGCGUGCCUGACUCUUUCUAGUCACUGCUGCCUCCCUAUUCCGGCACAGCAGCAGGUACCUACCCCAGCAUGGGCUCACAGGCCCCACCUCCUGGUCCCAUGCAGACCCUCAUCUUCUUGGACCUGGAGGCCACUGGCCUGCCAUUCUCCCAACCCAAGGUCACGGAGUUGUGCCUGCUGGCUGUCCACAGAUGUGCCCUGGAGAAUACUCUCACCUCUCAAGGGUUAUCACCCACAGUGCCCCUGCCACCACGCGUGGCAGACAAGCUUUCACUGUGCGUGGCUCCUGGGAAAGCCUGCAGUCCUGCAGCCAGCGAGAUCACAGGUCUGAGCACAGCUGUGCUCGCAGCACAUGGGCGUCAACGCUUUGAUAACAACCUGGCCAACCUGCUCCAAGCCUUCCUGCAGCGCCAGCCACAGCCUUGGUGCCUGGUGGCACACAACGGUGACCGCUACGACUUCCCCCUGCUCCAGGCAGAGCUGGCUAUGCUGGGUCUUGCCAGUAUUCUGGAUGGUGCUUUCUGUGUGGACAGCAUUGCUGCCCUGAAGGCCUUGGAACAAGCUAGCAGCCCCUCAGAGCAUGGCCCAAGGAAGAGCUACAGCCUGGGCAGUAUCUAUACCCGCCUAUAUGGGCAGGCCCCAGUGGACUCACACACGGCUGAGGGUGAUGUUUUAGCUCUGCUUAGCAUAUGUCAGUGGAAGCCAAAGGCCCUGCUGCAGUGGGUGGAUACUCACGCCAAGCCCUUUCGCACCAUCAGGCCUAUGUAUGCCGUCAUGGCCUCUUCUGGGACCAACCCCAAACGGUCUGCGGUCACAGCCACUACACCCUUAGCCACUACCAAGAAUGCUAGUCCCAGCAUUGGUGAAAGCAGAAGACCCAAGGCUGUUACUUCAACAACAGUCCCUGGAAUCCCACCCCGGGAGGGGCUGCUGGCCCCUCUGGGCCUGCUGGCCUUCCUCACCUUGGCGAUAGCCACAUUGUAUGGACUAUUCCUGGCCACACCUGGGCAGUAGAUUGAGAAGGAAAAUCUAAUAAAGACCCCCCACAACACUGA